Molecule: messenger RNA, 824 nt
Organism: Bactrocera oleae (olive fruit fly)
Lineage: Eukaryota; Metazoa; Arthropoda; Insecta; Diptera; Tephritidae
Gene: mRpL21
Product: mitochondrial ribosomal protein L21
Cellular component (GO): ribosome; mitochondrial large ribosomal subunit
Molecular function (GO): structural constituent of ribosome
Source: RefSeq, a predicted model, not a curated record
GGCACAUGGCGGCCACUGUCAAACAAAAGCAGCUGCAGCAUAACAGCUGAUUGUCAAUUCGUAUUUUUUAUGGUUAGAAUGAAGUGUUUGUGCAAUAGUUCAUAAAACCCAAUAAAAUUGAAUACAAUGGCGUUUUUGGCUAAAGGAUUGCUUUCGGUGGCGCGGCAGCCUUGCUUCAUUAAUAAUUUAACACACUCAUUUCGUGCGCUUAGCAUUACACAGCGCCUGCUGCAACAACAAAAACCAACUUUGGUAAAUGCCGCAGUUGUAGCAAAUAAAAGUGAAAAGAUUUCAGAACUCGAACAAAAAGAAUGUCAAGAUGUUUUCGAUAAAGUUAACAAACAACUUGACGAACGUAAAGAGGGUCGUUUGUUUGCUAUUGUACAUUUGUGUGGCAAACAAUUUAAAAUAACAGCUGGCGACAUCAUACUAGUGGAGGGUUAUUGGCCACCAACAAUUGGCGAUGAAAUUCGUUUAGAAAAAGUAUUGUUGGCUGGUGCAAUGGAUUUCACCCUAAUUGGCCGGCCAAUACUGCCAGCCGGUUUGGUGAAUGUGAAGGCGACAAUUAUUGAGAAAACCCUAACGCAUACGAAAACACAUUUCAAGAAGAAGCGCAGGAAGCAAUACAUGCGUAUCAACUUCCAACGUUCGCCAAAUACAAUGAUCCGCAUAAAUUCAAUUGAGGUUGAGCAAAAAGUAGGUGGUCCUUUGCAAGUAAUCAGUGAGCCACGUAUUUUUUAGUUGCAUUUUUUCAACUGUUGUACAUAAAGUGUAUCAGUCAAUAAAGUAGUUAAAUCAUAUUUUGUUUUUAGGAUAUACGAAAA